Molecule: messenger RNA, 284 nt
Organism: Scutellospora calospora
Lineage: Eukaryota; Fungi; Glomeromycota; Glomeromycetes; Diversisporales; Gigasporaceae
Source: the annotation of a GenBank genome assembly
GUCAAAGUGCAACACUUACCGCUACAGUUGCUGGUCAAGUAGUGAUGGAGGGAUUUAUAGGAUGGAAAGCAAAACCUUGGAUAAGGAGGUUGAUUACUAGAGGUUUUGCUGUUCUUCCUGCUAUGGUCAUCGCAAGCAUUCGAGGCAGAAGUGGUUUAAAUGACCUUUUGGUGGCAAGUCAAGUUGCGCUGAGCUUACAAUUACCAUUUGCUGUUAUUCCUUUAGUUUGGUUUACUAGUAACAAAAGAUUUAUGCAGGUUGACAUUAGAGAUUUGGAAGAAAAG